This is a messenger RNA of Drosophila subpulchrella, 2285 nucleotides long. It is a transcript of the gene SelR, whose product is annotated as methionine-R-sulfoxide reductase B1. Lineage: Eukaryota; Metazoa; Arthropoda; Insecta; Diptera; Drosophilidae. Bases 144 to 737 code for a protein of 197 amino acids. Gene Ontology annotation, cellular component: cytoplasm. Gene Ontology annotation, biological process: protein repair; response to oxidative stress. The transcript has 4 exons. Gene Ontology annotation, molecular function: peptide-methionine (R)-S-oxide reductase activity. The record is from RefSeq and is a predicted model, not a curated record.
CGCGCAUUGCAUAAAUAUUAGUUUGCGUGGGCGCGCAGUAGACAAAACAUUGACUUUCCACCGCUUUUCCUCGCAUUUUCCUCUUGUUGAUUAAAUAACCAGACAAGUGCCAAGUGCAGUUGUCAACCGAAAUUAGCCAAAAAAUGUUUGCACUUUCUCGCCACGCACUGCGUCGCACUCGAGUUUUCGCAAUUAAUCGCUUUUUUGCAGAUUCACGUCAAGACAGCGACAAUCCGGCAAAGAAGUAUUCCGGGCAAACGACGAUGGACAACAAGAGCGAGAAGGUUACGGUGAACAAGGAGGAGCUGCGCAAGCGCCUGACCCCGAUGCAGUAUCAGGUUACCCAGGAGGCGGGCACCGAGCGUCCCUUCACAGGUUGCUACAACAAGCACUACGAGAAGGGCGUGUACCAGUGCAUCGUGUGCCACCAGGAUCUGUUUAGCUCGGACACCAAAUACGACUCGGGAUGCGGAUGGCCGGCCUUCAACGACGUCCUCGACAAGGGCAAGGUCACCCUGCACCGCGACGCCAGCAUACCAGUAGUCAUUUCGAAAACGCUAGGCAUGGUGCGCACCGAGGUGCGCUGCUCCCGGUGCUCCGCCCACAUGGGCCACGUCUUCGAUGAUGGACCGCCGCCCAAGCACCGCCGCUUCUGCAUCAACUCCGCGUCCAUUGAUUUCGUGAGGAGCGCGGCGCCAUCGAAGGCCGAUCCCCCGACGGCCUCGUCCAAGAAAUAAUGAACGAUCUGUCUGCGAACCGCGAGGAAUAUUACACCCGGAGGAGUCCCCCAUACAUAUAUAAACCUGGAAGAUCUCUAUAGUCCUCUAAAGAGCUUCAUGCCUCACAAAAAGAUAUUUAGCUAUUUUAUAUAGGAGUUUAUUAUGCAAAAAUGUUUAACAAAACACAAAGCUUGUACACGAGAACGAUGUUUGGAAAUGUAUUACGGAACGAGGAGUGAGAGAUUAGUGUUGUAGAUCAGUCCAGGAUCCCAUUUUUCUAUCUUUUCUAUCACCGUUUCAUCUAAGUCUACUCUAUUUCGGUUUCAAACUGUUAUAUUAUACUAAUGGAAGCUGAAUUUUUUAAAAUUGUAUGCAAGUUUUGUAAACGGAACAGGGGAAUCUAUUAUUCCUUGAUUUGGUUUCGCUUCUUUUUGGUUUACUAUCAUAUUUCAAAAUCUACUUCUCCGAAAAAAUCUCUUUCUUUUGCAUUCCCAUUGUAAUGUUAGGAACUUAUUGUUCGUUAAUAAAAAAAAUUAACAUAUUUCGUAGGAGUUUACAUGUUAAUAAGAAAUUAAGUUUGCGCAAGGCUAAAAAUAAAGUUGAAGGAUCAGACUAGGGUUCCUUUUUUAUAUGGUUUAUCUAUCUAUAUUUCGGUUGUACCAUUUUCACCCCUCUUUUGUUUUAAAGUCCACAACAUAAAAUGGAAAACAUAUGAGCUUUUUUCACAUUCCCAUUUCGAUCAUUAUUCAAGGUCGGUUGGCAUUAUUUUUGGGCCAGGGCCAUUAUGUGUAUGUCAGUAUGUGUGUAGUGCUUUAUUUAUAAAUAUUUCCGCAUAUGUAUUUUAUUUGCUGGUGUAAUUUGGUUAUUUUUAUGAUUUUGUAUUUACCUUUAAGUUUUUUGCUUCUUACUCAUGCCCAAUGAUUUUUUGAAUAACAUAAAUCGAAUACUGUAACACUAACAUUAUAUCCAUAAACUUUUUAGAGUGUCUCAAGCAAACCGAAUAAUGUGAAUUUUCGUAUAUUUUCUAUUUCUCUUUUUUUAACUCGCUUCCGAAACAAAAAAAAACAACUAAAUGUACAACGCCUGUAAACGUUAUUUGGGGGUUUGUUUUGCUAACAACAAAAACACGACACUUACCAACUCAUUGCUGAAAUUGUAACACUCAAAAACACGACACAUCGAAUGCUUAAUUAACCCAAACAAAAUCUGUACGCCAAAUCACUCGGAAAUCCAUCUGUAUUACGGAUUUGCCAUUUAUUUUCACCCAUUUUAUGUGAUUUCCCUUCUUGCAUAUUUAUCAACUGCCGCCGUCCAUUGUUAUUUAUCGCUCUCUCUGCUGCACCUCCUCCUACGCCCUGUUCUUCGCCUCUCUGAUUUGCACUUCCAUUUCUUUUUUACCGUUAUUUCUUCGAUCUGUCUCUGUUUUUCUCUCUGCUUUUCAUUUAUCAUCCAUUUUGCAAUCAAUUUUCUAUUUCUGUUGAUUUGUUUACAACGAAAACUUUGAAUUAACCUUGCAAAACGAUCCGAAAAAAAAUUGAAAAUAUUGUAAAAAAAAAAAAAAAAAAU